AUACAUAUACAUAUACAUAUAUACAUAUAUGUGUCUAUAUAUAUUAUCAAAACCAUCUGAUGUAAACAGAUAACAACUGACAAAAAACUAUUAAAAGACUAAAAUUGCUAUGAAUUAUGAAUUUGAUAAAAGUAUUUUUGGAGCUUAAGUACGUCACAGUAAAGCCAGUAUACAUACAUUUUUAUUGUGAUGGGUAUUUUCUUAUUCAUAUAUACAAACAAACAGUUUUAUUCUGAAAACCGGAAAUAUGGCGACUCGAUUUCUUCUAAUGAAUGAUUUAACCACGGCUCGUCUGACCGUUGCACCUUCGGUCGCGACAUCGACAACCAUGAUGUUUGAAGAUCUUCCCUCCUCCACUUCACUCUUCCUGUUUGGGACCACUGUGGCUCUGCUGGUCCUCCAUGUUCUUCACUUCAGAGUCGACACCAAAGGAAACCGGAGGGAGCCUCCAGGACCUAAACCUCUUCCCCUGCUUGGUAACCUGCUUCAGGUGGAUCUAAAGAGACUGGACGCCUCUCUUUUUGAUCUGGCUAAAAAAUAUGGACCAGUAUUUACAGUAUACCUGGGACCUAAGAAGGUGGUGGUCCUGGCAGGAUACAAGACAGUCAAAACAGCUCUGGUCAACUAUGCAGAGGAGUUUGGAGACAGAGAAGUCAUGCCUGUAUUUUACGAUUUUAACAAAGGACACGGCAUCCUGUUUACCAAUGGCGACAUAUGGAAAGAGAUGAGGCGUUUUGCUCUGAGCACACUGAGAGACUUCGGAAUGGGAAGAAGAACUAGUGAAGAAGCAAUUAUAGAGGAAUGUCACCAUCUGGUUGAAGAAUUUGAACAACAUAAAGGUGAAGCCUUCAACAACAGGAGGACUGUUUCUUAUGCAUCUUCAAAUGUUAUAUCCGCUCUCAUGUUUGGGAAGAGGUUUGACUACAAAGAUCCUGAAAUCCAUUCCCUAUUGGAACGGGAUACUGAGUCCAUUCGUCUAACAGGAUCAGCUUCCAUUCUGAUAUACAAUGCAUUCCCUUGGCUGGGCCCUUGUCUUAAAAACUGGAGAGCUUUGAUGAAGAAUGUAGAAGACAGCGUUGCAGAAACAAAGAGGAUAAUAGCAGACCUGAAGGAGACCCUGAACCCUGACAUGUGCAGAUGCUUUAUUGAUGUUUUCCUGAGUCGAAAGCAACGUCUGGAGGAGUCUGGAAUCAAGGACUCGCACUUCCACGAUGACAACCUGCUCUAUAGUGUAGCAAAUCUGUUUGCAGCUGGAAGUGAUACCAUAGCGAUAUCUCUGCAUUGGAGCCUACUUUUAAUGGCAAAGUACCCUCUUAUUCAAGACAAAGUCCACGAGGAGCUGAGAAGGGUGGUUGGAAGUCGUCAGAUUAGAGUGACGGACAGGAAGGACUUGCCAUACACCGAUGCUGUCAUCCAUGAGACACAGCGACUGGCCAACAUUGUGCCCAUGGCCAUUCCUCACAAAACCAGCAGAGAUGUCACUUUCCAGGGCUGCUUUAUCGAAAAAGGAACUACCGUGUUUCCUCUUCUAACCUCUGUCCUGUAUGAUGAGAGUCGAUGGGAGAGCCCACAUACUUUCAACCCCUCACACUUCUUAGAUAAGGAGGGCAGAUUUGUAAAGAGAGAUGCCUUCAUGCCAUUCUCUGCGGGUCGCAGAGUGUGCCUUGGAGAAAGUCUGGCCAGGAUGGAGCUCUUCCUCUUCUUCACCUCUCUACUUCAGCACUUUCGUUUCACGCCUCCGCCUGGAGUCACAGAGGACGAACUAAGUCUCACACCUUUUGUGGGCUUCACCCUCAGCCCUUUACCUCAUGAGCUGUGUGCUGUCAGUCGCCAAUGAGAAAGACGGCUUGGUCUGGCACUACAAAGGCAGUUCAUCAGUUCAUCAUACCCAGCAAAUGACUUUAUUAUCUGGCUUCACCAAAGCCUAAUACUAUGUUUGAUGUUGUGACUGUGUGUAAUCAAGCACACUGGUUGUCUUUGUGAUAACUUGUGCUGUAUAAAUAAACUAUCCUUGCCAUAA
Messenger RNA from Solea senegalensis (Senegalese sole), 2020 nucleotides. Its product is annotated as cytochrome P450 2K1-like. The transcript is spliced from 10 exons. Bases 248 to 1837 code for a protein of 529 amino acids. Gene Ontology annotation, biological process: xenobiotic metabolic process. Gene Ontology annotation, cellular component: intracellular membrane-bounded organelle; cytoplasm. The record is from RefSeq and is a predicted model, not a curated record. NCBI's taxonomy places the organism in Eukaryota, Metazoa, Chordata, Actinopteri, Pleuronectiformes, Soleidae. Gene Ontology annotation, molecular function: oxidoreductase activity, acting on paired donors, with incorporation or reduction of molecular oxygen, reduced flavin or flavoprotein as one donor, and incorporation of one atom of oxygen; iron ion binding; heme binding.